This is a messenger RNA of Paramecium pentaurelia, 1065 nucleotides long. NCBI's taxonomy places the organism in Eukaryota, Ciliophora, Oligohymenophorea, Peniculida, Parameciidae. The record is from the annotation of a GenBank genome assembly.
AUGGAUUAACAAAUUUAUACAAUUGUAGGUGUGAUGUCAGGAACUUCACUUGAUGGAAUAGAUUUAGCAUUAAUUCAAUUUGAAAACAAUAAAUAAAAAUGGUAAUAUAAAAUAUUGAAUGCUCAAACUUAUUUAUAUGAACAAACUUGGAUUGAUUUACUUAAAAAUGCUCAUACCUUAUAAUAAUGUGAAAUAGAAAGUUUUAAUCUAAAUUAUACUCAUUAUUUAGCAUAAUAAAUUAAUAAAUUCAUAUGUUAAUAUUAAGAUAUCAAAAUUGAUGCUAUUUGUUCUCAUGGACAUACAAUAAUACAUAAACCAAAAGAUGGAAUUACAAUAUAAAUAGGAAACUUACCAAUUUUAUCUCAACUUAUUAAAAAAACAGUUGUUUGUGAUUUUAGAGUUUAAGAUGUUAAAUUAGGUGGAAAUGGAGCACCAUUAGUACCAAUUGGAGAUAGAAUUCUAUUUCAUAAUUAUCAUUAUCGUAUCAAUUUAGGUGGAUUCUCAAAUAUCUCAUUUGAAAGAGAUAAUAUUACUCUUGCAUAUGAUAUAUGCCCUGUAAAUACAGUUCUAAAUAGACUUGCUUUUCCUAAAAACUUUGAUGAAAAUGGAGAUUUAUCAAAAAGUGGAAAUGUCAAUAUAAAUUUAUUAGAUUAAUUAAAUAAUUUGGAAUAUUAUAAACUUUCACAUCCAAAAAGUUUAGGAGUAGAAUGGGUUUAUGAUUGUAUUUUACCUUUAAUUGAUUCAUUUAAUCUAUCUUAAUAAGAUAAACUUUGUACAUUUUGUGAACAUAUUGCAUAUUAGAUUGGAAAAUCUAUAGAGAAGAAAGAUAAACAAGUUCUAUUUACAGGAGGUGGUGUAUAAAAUAAAUAUUUAAUGGAAAGAAUUAAUCAUUAUGUUAAUAAUGUUUAAAUCUUAGAUCAAUAAUCAUCAGAUUUUAAAGAAGCUUUAAUUUUUGGAUUACUUGGAGUAUUAAGAUUAAGAAAUGAAAUUAAUGUAUUGAGUAGUGUAACAGGAGCAAUUCAUGAUCAUUCUAGUGGAUAUAUUUAUAAAUAUUAAGAUAAUUGA